Molecule: messenger RNA, 1116 nt
Organism: Dichomitus squalens LYAD-421 SS1
Lineage: Eukaryota; Fungi; Basidiomycota; Agaricomycetes; Polyporales; Polyporaceae
Exons: 1
Coding region: 1-1116 (371 amino acids)
Source: RefSeq, a predicted model, not a curated record
AUGCCUGUCAUCUACGGGGAGGGCGGCGAGCAGGCCUUCCUUCGACUCCAGAGGGAGAUCAUCACCAUCUGUCCAGACCAGAGCAUCUUCGCCUGGGGUCCAAUACAUCCUAACUUUCAUAUCGCCCGCAAGGGCAUCUUAGAGUUGGAGCGUGCGGACCCUGCGCCCCAGGAGGGCCUCUCGUGGGCAGACAUGGAGUUAUGGGACCGUCUCCUUGCGUCCUCGCCAGACCAAUUUUCAAGCUCGGCGGACGUCCUGCCGCUCACUCAGUCGGAAUAUAUCGAAUUAUUUGGCGUCGCCCUCGACCUCAGCUGCACCUUCUCGGCCAACGGUAUCACGCUCCGCCUCCCUAUCUCCUCUGGAUCUAUUCCCACCGUACACCCAUUCAUGUUCGUUCAUCUCGCCGCUCUAGCUUGCACUACAACCACAGCCGAGGCUGUCAUCCUCCUCUUGUUCCUAACACGACCAGAGGAAAUGUCCUCCGGUCCAUCGACUGAUGCGCCCUCAGAGGUAAUCUUCCCUAACGUUGGGCGACCGAUCUUAGAUGGCAGCGACAGCACCCUGGAGUACUAUCGGGGGGCCAUCCUGCGGCAGUCCCGGUUCGACUGGGCAAACCGUAGCUCCUGGAAUGCGCGUUCCCGCCGAUCUCACGUAGAUUGGCCGCCUUCGCUUGGCCAGUUCCACCGUCGACAGCUGCGAAUUGAGGCCCCCGCCCAACGGCUCGUACUCCCCAUCUCGCUCCUGGCACCUGCGAGCCCUGGCCGCGAGUCGCCUGACUUGCGUCUGGAUCCUGUCGUCACCCCUUCCGCAUUGGUGUUCGAGAUCCCCUACUGGGUCUCUCGCGGCCUAGAGAGCCGCCAUGGUUUUGUGUAUCAAGGUACCGUUCCAGGUCCAUCGCAGAUCGCGCAUGAGGACCGAGGGGGCCUGCGUCGCUUCACCUUAUAUUGGACCCCGGGCGCGUCUGUGCGAGACAGCCACCCUACACUCACCUUUACAUUUGUCAACGCCUCGCACGACGAGACACUCCAGAUCUCGUUCGGGGUCGGCUGUGAUUGCACAGUGGAGAAGGUCGUGGAUGAGAGGUCUGGCACCGAAUCGGACAUAGACGAGUGGUGA